UUUUGGAACAGCCUUCCUUAAAGGAAGACAACCUACGAACGCUGCUGGAACUCAAUGGGGGUGUAUGCGAAGUGGUGACCGGCGUUGGUCUCGGCAUGUUUGAGUAAAACUUGCUCCUUCUUGGGCUCACAGAUACCUUAUUAUGUGCAUCCGGUCCUCUCAGUACCGGGAUAUUCCAUCAAACAGAUCCAUUGACGAGCGCUCGCCGGUGUAUUUCGCCGACAAUCCAAAACAUCUCGUGGAAGCCUGGGCCGAUAACGGCGACGGCGUAGGCAGAGCCGGAUUUGCGAUUCAAGUCCAUCGUUCAGCACUUCUCUAUCACUGCUCGACCCAUAACCUUCUUCAGGGACUCAGCGGCCUCUUAAUACGGAAAAUUGAAGGCAAUUAUAACAAUGUCGUCGGAUUUCCAGCUGCAUCUUUCUUCCCGCUCUUGGACCUUUUAGUUGAAGAGGAAGCAGAUUUUCUGGAUGUAUAAUGCAAGUAGUCCAAUAUAGAUGCCUGUUCUUGGCC
This is a messenger RNA of Guyanagaster necrorhizus, 510 nucleotides long. RefSeq lists its product as uncharacterized. The transcript has 2 exons. NCBI's taxonomy places the organism in Eukaryota, Fungi, Basidiomycota, Agaricomycetes, Agaricales, Physalacriaceae. Bases 143 to 475 code for a protein of 110 amino acids. The record is from RefSeq and is a predicted model, not a curated record.